UUUAACUGUCAGCAAUCAAAAUCCGCUACUCCAAGAAUAAACGUCAAAAUAUCGCAGCCCGUCCAGCCUAUCGAUGAUUCUCUUUUUUUUUUUUAAAACACCCUUUGAUGAACGAAGAAGAAAUCAACGCCAUAAUAAACACACGAAUAGGUGAGCUGCCGGAGAAGGAGCGUGAGACUGCGCGCUACGACAUUCUGUACCUGUACAACCGUGCGAUCAACAAGCAGGAGAAGGACGACUCGCAUACUAAUGAAGGCGGCACGCUGCGCAGUGUCUUGGUGGACAUAAGCAAGCGUUUGGUAGACUUCAGGCUGAACGAUUUGCGUGCUGUCGAGGACGUAGGCGCACCACGGGCCACCGACGAACAGAUAAGCAUGGCAAAGCGCAAGACCAUUAUUGGCGAGCGUGUGGGCAAGAACAAGCGGUUCCCAAAGACCGAUGAGGAGCGCAGGAUGCUCAACCAGAUCUUCAAGAACACAUUUUUAUUUUCAUUCCUGAAUUUGCGCCAACGGCGCAAUUUCGUGGCGUGCAUGCAGCCGUUCGAUACGUACAAAGACGAUGUGCUGAUACGUGUUGGAGACAACGGUGACCGGCUGUACUUUCUUGAGCGCGGUAAGUUCAGCGUGCUCAACAGCGACGGGGAAAAGGAGCUGCCGCUGCACAGCGUGAUCGGCGAGAUUGCGCUUCUUCACAACGUGCCGCGUACCGCCACCGUAAUAUCACGUGCUGAUGGGCGUGUCUGGUACUUGGAGAGGGAGUGCUACAACACCAUACGUAUGUUUGACCAGGAAAAUAAAUGGAACAUUUUUGUGAAGCGCAUGAAGCGCCUGAACAGGAAUGUGAGCGAACUUGCAGCGAUUGCAACCGGUGUGUUCGUGGAGGAGGGCAAGACGAUGAGCCUGGAUGGCAAAAUGAUGGUGGUGGUCUUUGACGGCGAGGUGCGGGUUGGUAGGGAAACAAGGGCACUGUACGCGGGUGACAUCGUGUACGAUGAUUUUGUAGCAGUGAGCGAGGUGGAGGGGUACGUCCUGCCACGUGAGUGACACGCACCCGGCAACCACCAACGGAGUGUCCGCCCAAGUUUUUAUAAAGUUAACAUUAGUACACCGGCUGCGACUCGCUUGUCCGUUUUUAUAGGAAAGUCUUGUUGGGCACGUUUUUAUUGCCUUAUCCCUCCUCAAAUCGUUCGAGCGACUCUCCGAUAUUCCUGGGCCUCUGUCCCGCAAUACGCUUUGCACCGCAACAUUUCUACGACGGCAUUGCCGAUCAAUUCUUCAGAUAGCGUGUUAAACGUAAGUUGCUGCACUCCCUGCUUACCAUGGCUUGUUCGUAGAGACUGGCCAUGGAUCGUUGAUCAGCAAUCAUGAUUGGCCUCCACGAAUCAAAAAAUGUACUGGUUGAUGUAGCGUUGGAUGUAUUAGCAAUGAAAAGGUGCGUUUUCAAUAAAAGUCGAA
Molecule: messenger RNA, 1454 nt
Organism: Vavraia culicis subsp. floridensis
Lineage: Eukaryota; Fungi; Microsporidia; Pleistophoridae
Exons: 1
Coding region: 108-1043 (311 amino acids)
Source: RefSeq, a predicted model, not a curated record